AUGCAGAAAUUUCUCAACCAGUACCACUACAUCUCGACAUCGAGGUCUGGCAAUCACAAUGUUGAUUUAGCAAUCAGACGUUUUCAGCGAUUCGCUGGUCUCAAGGUAACUGGAAAACUUGAUCUUGCCACCAUCGACCAGAUGAAAAAACCGCGAUGUGGAUUGCCAGAUGACGUGGCAGGAGGUGGUCGCGUGCGACGAUACAAAACAGGUGAUAGUUUCUGGUUAAUUAUUGCAAUUGACUUUAUGUGUUUGCAUAUUGCAACUCUUAACCGAUACUCUAUUCUUUAAAGGGAAAGAUGAGUGUAAGACAAGGAAAGAACCUAAAUACGUAUGAGAAAUACAUGAAGUGUCAAGUAUUUGCCCCUUUUACCUUCAAAAAACGAUAUCAAAAUAAAAUAAAGAAAAUGUAAAAAACAAAUGAAUAGAAAUAAUCAUCUAACAACAGGGAAAUGUAACCAUCUAGCGAAUUUUUGCUUUGUAUGAAAAUAUGCACAUUUUUUUAAAUAACAGACAGGGAAAUUUUAUUAAAUACUAAAUACAUUUAUUUUUUCAUCCCCAUCAUGCAGGCCCCAAGUGGAGCAAAAAAAGCUUGACUUAUUUUGUCGAGUAUGGUGAAGACCUGAGUCAAUACCAACAGGACAUUAUUUUUCAAAAGGCUUUGCAGUUUUGGUCUGAUGUGUCUGGAUUGUCAUUUAGCAGGGCUAGCAGUUCCUCUGCUGCCGACAUCAAAAUAAGGUAGCAAUUACUUUUACAAACACAUUUUUUAUUUUGGAUGAUGGUGUUUCUAUGUCUUAAAACCUAUAAAGACAACAAAUGUAGUCAGUUGUGAUGUAGUUCGUUAUCUACGUUCCGUUUCAUAUUGCCAGCUUCAUCAGGCGUUGAGGUCGACUUUCGGUUCUCCUUACAAGGCAGGCGACGAUGCUACGCUAUGAUUGGUUAAUUUUUAAGAGCUGUAUUCGUGAGGCACACAAGUGUAUUAUUAUUUUUAUUAUUAAUAUUAUUAUUAUUAUUAUUAUCGUUAUUAUUAUUAUUAUAAGUGAUACCAGUAAAAGUAAAUUAUAAUUGUUUUACACUAUAUAAAGCUUCGAGUUUAAACCUUAAAAUAAUUUGAUCAAAAUGAAUUAGCUGUUCCGUCUUUCUUCAGUGGCGCAUUUUUAUACGACGAAUCACGGAUCGAGGUUGUCCGCUAUAGUGAGAAGUGGUUCCAUUUGAUUUUAUUGAAAUGAAUGGAUAAAAACUGAUCGGUCUUUUUGAUAUGCAAAUCAUGUCAAAGAGAGCUAAAGAGAAAGGAAAAUAAACUAUUACAGCUGAUUCUUAAGUCGCGGCACAAUGCGAUUGAUAAAAUGGACUUACAAAGAGAGAUACGAAUUGCCCUUACUGAAAAGAAAACACCAACUUAAUAACAGCCUGCAAACCACUAAGUUGAAGCUUAUGUCAUGUUAGGCCCCAUUUAAACGUGGAAUUUCUCAGCAGUGCCGAACACUUAUUUUAGUCGAUGAAAGUAAUUAAAUACGGCAGUUGAUUCGGACGUCGGAUAUAAACGUCAAGUAACUCUCUUAAGUUUAAUUUUUCUUGUUAAAUGCUUCAAAAAGCAACUGACUAUCGGAUCUCGCACUGCUUAUUAUUGUGAUUUGCUAUAAUGCAGUUUUGGCGCUGCUACUCAUGGCGGUUCAAGUGAAAGAACGUGCGCAUACCCUUUCGAUGGUCAAGGUGGAGUUCUGGCGCAUGCGUUCUUUCCAUCGGAUGGCCGUGCCCACUUUGACGAAGACGAAGAGUUUACUGACAACACCCCAAAAGGAACUAACUUGCUUUGGGUUGCCACUCACGAAUUUGGUCACUCACUCGGUAUUGAUCAUUCUGAUGUUCAAGGUGCUAUCAUGUACCCUUACUACACAGGGUACGUGGAAGGCAUGAAGCUCCACUCUGAUGACAUUGCUGCAAUCCAGUCUCUUUAUGGUAAUGUACUGGAGUUUGUUGGUUUGUUUGUUUUUGUGUUUUUUUCCUUGCUCUUGUUCUUGUUUUUUACCACAACCUUCAUGCCUUGCGACAGCUGUUCUAUUAUUAGACCAUACAUGCUAUCCACAGGGUAA
Porites lobata is the source of this 2093-nucleotide messenger RNA. The record is from the annotation of a GenBank genome assembly. NCBI's taxonomy places the organism in Eukaryota, Metazoa, Cnidaria, Anthozoa, Scleractinia, Poritidae.